This is a messenger RNA of Ostrinia furnacalis (Asian corn borer), 663 nucleotides long. Its product is annotated as conotoxin ArMKLT2-032-like. The record is from RefSeq and is a predicted model, not a curated record. The transcript is spliced from 2 exons. Bases 136 to 420 code for a protein of 94 amino acids. NCBI's taxonomy places the organism in Eukaryota, Metazoa, Arthropoda, Insecta, Lepidoptera, Crambidae.
AUCUACGACCUAGUGUGUAAUGGUAUGCGGGUGGAGUCACUAUAAGUGCAAGUAAAAGCUGGGUCAACUAACAAACAAAUCAAGCAGCAUCAAGUGCAAACGUGCCAGUGUCAAAGAAUCCAUCGGCAAAUCGCAAUGUCUCGUGUGUGUAAAAUCGUUAUUUUCCUUUGUUUUGUCGCCGUUUGCGAAUACGUGAGCGGCAAUGUGAUUAGUUCUAAGGAUCUGAAGGAGGUGAAUACGAAAGAAUUACCCAUUGAAAAGGAGGUUGAAGAUGAUUUCAAAGUGAUUCCUAUUGAGGCCACCCCUGAAAAGCCAGCAGAAAAAUGCGCCCCUAUAGGUUCUUUCUGCAUGAACCACAGCGACUGCUGUUCCAACUCCUGUUUGGGAUACAUGAAGAGAUGCGUGUCUGGGACUGGGUAGAGCUGCUCUUCAAUAUGUUCAAACACGUGCCUAUGAGCUGAAUAUUUAUAUCCGCCUUCUCCAUUAAACUCAUUCUCUAAGGCACUUCACUAUCAGUUAAGCAAGGAAUCCUCAAUUUUUUUAGUUCACUUAAAAAAUGUUACAUUAAUUUAUAUCACAAAUGUUAAAAGUAGGAUUUAUUUGUUAAUUUUGCGGAUUGGAUGAAUAGGGUGGUCCAUGUGGGUCAGGUCUGGCGGAUUAGCA